This is a messenger RNA of Centropristis striata (black sea bass), 1836 nucleotides long. RefSeq lists its product as uncharacterized. Gene Ontology annotation, molecular function: protein dimerization activity; double-stranded DNA binding. The transcript is spliced from 2 exons. The coding region runs from base 1 to 1758 and encodes 585 amino acids. The record is from RefSeq and is a predicted model, not a curated record. NCBI's taxonomy places the organism in Eukaryota, Metazoa, Chordata, Actinopteri, Perciformes, Serranidae. Gene Ontology annotation, cellular component: nucleus. Gene Ontology annotation, biological process: regulation of transcription by RNA polymerase II.
AUGAUGUCGAAAAUGCGAUUUACAGCAGAAGAGCUGAGGCGUCGGCAUUUAUCGACACGGAUCACCGCGGCAGACAGGGCAUAUGAAUUUGCCAAUGAUUUUUAUGCGGACGGGGGCGUAUUAUUUUGUAAAGUAUGUCAGCACUCGGUGGAUUACCUGAGGAAGCAGACCAUCCUGGAGCAUCUUAAGUCCCAAAGGCACAGCAACAGAAAGAGGAGUGGAUUGGUGCGAUCUAGGACUCAAACCCUGGCUGCCUGCCUCUCCAAGACCCCAUCAACUGCUGAGAGGAAGGAGUUUGUCCUAGAUUUUACCAAGGCUCUUGUUGAAGCCGAUAUUCCACUUGAGAAGGCCCCCAAGCUGGCUUGUUUUCUGCAGAAAUACUGCAAGCAGGGCGGAUCCCUUCCAGCUCCGUCUCACCUCCGCUCCGACUACCUACCAGAGCUGUUCCCUCAGUAUGUGGAGGACAUAAAGAGUGCGGUGGAAGGAAAGCCCAUCUACAUUGUAUUAGAUGAGACGACAGACGCCUGUGGCCGCUGUGUCCUUGCAAUUCUUCUGCAACCUGUUGGCAGGCCACCUCUGGCAGCAGAUAUAGUGUUCAUCGACAGAGUGAACUUCAACACGGUGUCCCAGGCAGUCAUUUCUUGCCUCAACAGCUUCAGCAUUAAUUUUAGUGAUGUGUGGGCUUUUGUCACCGACUCGGCAAGCUACAUGAAGAAAGCCUUCAACACCAUGCUUCAUGGCCUGUUCCCCAACUCCAUACAUGUCACAUGUCUGGCACAUCUCCUCAACUUGGUGCUGCAGGUCUUCCCAGAUACCUUUGAGGACCUCAACAGGGUGUGUGCACUUGUGAAAAGAGUGUUCUGCAAGGCACCUCAACGUCGCCAAGAUCUGCGGGCUUAUAUGCAGGCAUUGGACUUGGCUCCUGUUAUGCCAGUCUUUGCUGUGAUGACCAGAUGGGGUUCCUGGAUUGAAGCUGUCCAGUACCUUGCAGAUAACCUGGACAUUUUAUGCAACUUCAUACCCACUUUGCCACUGUCCUCCAAGGCUGUUCGGGACCUGAGAGUGCUGCUGGAAGAGAAAGAAGCUACUCUAAAGGCCCAUGCGAUCUUCAUCGUUGAGCACAGCACUGAGAUCAAGACCACUAUGACAAAACUGCAGGAGACUUCGAACCCCUCUGCUGCCACUACUCAUGGUCAGCUCGAGAACCUCCUCAUGCUUUUUGAAUAUGGCCGCACUGUAGGGGCUGAGGAUUGGCAUCCCAGGACCACAGAAAGGCUGAGGGAGCUGGAUGAGGAUGAUCGUGCUGCCUGCACUGAGCUCUUCCAGAAAACCAUGGCUGACUGCUCUACAAAGUUGCAGAAUGUGAUGGCGUCACACCCCAGCAUGGAGCUCUUCAAAGCCCUCCCAGUGUUUGACCCAGCAAAGGUAGCUGGUGUGAGAAAAAACAUCCAGGACUACGUCCAGGUGGCCCCUGCCCUUACGUGUGUGUCAGCUGAGGAAUGGCACCGCUACAUCCAUAUGGACAAGAGUGACGCCGACGAGGUCAGUCCUGUGGAGUGGUGGGCCACCAGAGAGGACAGAAUGCCCACUCUUGCCCCACUUGCAGCAUUGUACCUCCAUCUCCCCACUACCUCAGUGGAUGUUGAGAGACUGUUCUCCCACUAUACUAUGCUGCUCACACAGUACAGACGGAGCCUUACCCAAAACAACAUUAAAAUGAUGCUCAUUGCAAAAUUCAACAGUCGGCAGCAGGAUUAAGCAUUUAAAGGGAUAUAUGGAUAUUCCGGUGUAAAUUUAAUCCAUGGUCUAACACACCUUGACACCGAGUAAGACUCC